CCAAGGCCUGGGUUUUGCUCUGGAAGCCUGUCCUGCCUGCUUCUGUCAUCUGGCGCUAUGCAUCCGGAUCUUGAAGCCUUAUGUACACUGCUAUAUGUUACUCUUACAGCUCUGUGCUCUUCUGUGAGUUCAGACUUGGCACCUUAUUUUACUUCUGAUCCACUCUCUGCUGUCCAGAAACUUGGUGGACCUGUAGUACUACAUUGUUCUGCUAAACCUGGGACCACUCAUAUCUCAUGGUUGCAUAAUGGAAAAAAAUUGGAUGGAAACAUGGAACAUAUUAAGAUUCAUCAGGGGACUUUGACAAUUCUUUCUCUUAACUCCUCCCUUUUGGGUUACUACCAGUGCCUUGCCAACAAUAGCAUCGGUGCCAUUGUGAGUGGCCCAGCAACAGUAUCUGUGGCAGUUCUUGGUGAUUUUGGUUCAUCCACAAAGCAUGUUAUUACAGCAGAAGAAAACAGUGCUGGUUUCAUUGGCUGCAGGGUACCAGAGAGUAACCCCAGAGCUGAGGUGCGCUAUAAAAUCCGGGGAAAAUGGCUGAAACAUUCCACAGAGAAUUACUUAAUCCUUCCAUCAGGAAAUCUUCAGAUUUUGAAUGUAUCCUUAGAGGACAAGGGAUCAUACAAAUGUGCAGCUUAUAAUCCUGUCACACAUCAAUUAAAAGUUGAACCUAUUGGCCGAAAGCUCCUUGUGAGUCGUCCUUCUUCAGAUGAUUUUCACAUUCUUCACCCCACCCAUUCACAGGCAUUAGCUGUUCUUUCUCGUAGCCCCGUAACCUUGGAGUGUGUGGUGAGUGGGGGUCCCGGCUCCUCAAGUGUAUUGCUAAAGGACGGGCAGGACAUUGCACCAGGAAGCAGCUGGAGAAGGUUGUAUUCUCAUCUUGCCACAGACAGCGUUGACCAAGCGGACUCUGGGAAACUAUUCCUGCAUGCAUUACUCCCACAUUUACAUGAUAGAAUGAAAUUGUUUUGCAUCGUAGAUACUACAGUGUUCUUAAUUUUUCGUAUGUCAAUUACUUUUUUAAUAGACAGUGGAUUCAAGCCAGUUAUAAUUACGGCACCAGCAAGUGCAAAGGUGGCAGACGGAAGCUUUGUCACUCUGUCCUGCAAUGCCAGUGGGAUGCCGCUUCCGGUCAUUCGUUGGUAUGACAGCCAUGGAUUGAUAACCAGCCAUCCAUCUCAAGUCCUGAGAUCUAAAUCCCGAAAAUCACAGUUAUCAAGACCUGAGGGCUCGAACCUGGAGCCUGUGUACUUCGUCAUGUCCCAAGCUGGUGCAAGCUCUCUCCAUAUUCAGGCUGUGACUCAGGAACAUGCGGGGAGAUACAUCUGCGAAGCUACAAAUGAACAUGGUACCACACAGGCGGAAGCAUCUCUCAUGGUUGUUCCUUUUGAAACAAAUACAAAAGCAGAGACAGUCACACUUCCUGAUGCUGCUCAGAACGAUGAAAGAAAUAAGAGAGAUGGUUCAGAAACCGGGUUACUGAGCUCAUUUCCAGUGAAGGUCCAUCCCAGUGCAGUGGAAUCAGCGCCAGAGAAAAAUGCCAGCGGCGUCUCGGUUCCUGACGCCCCCAUCAUACUGAGCCCCCCACAGACCCACACGCCAGACACAUACAACCUGCUAUGGAGGGCAGGCAAGGAUGGUGGGCUGCCCAUCAAUGCUUACUUUGUGAAGUAUCGAAAGCUGGACGAUGGGGUUGGCAUGGUGGGAAGCUGGCACACGGUUCGAGUCCCAGGAAGUGAAAACGAGCUCCAUUUAGCUGAGCUGGAGCCAUCUAGUCUUUAUGAAGUCUUGAUGGUAGCAAGAAGCGCAGCAGGUGAAGGCCAACCUGCCAUGCUUACCUUCCGAACCAGCAAAGAAAAAACAGCAUCAUCAAAAAACACCCAGGCAUCCUCUCCACCCGUGGGCAUCCCUAAGUAUCCUGUUGUUUCAGAGGCUGCAAACAACAAUUUUGGAGUGGUACUUACAGAUUCCUCUAGGCACAGUGGAGUUCCAGAGGCACCAGAUCGGCCUACCAUCUCCACUGCAUCAGAGACAUCGGUCUAUGUCACUUGGAUUCCUCGGGCAAAUGGGGGGUCUCCAAUCACUGCCUUCAAAGUUGAAUAUAAACGGAUGAGGACCAGCGAUUGGCUGGUGGCAGCUGAAGACAUCCCUCCUUCCAAACUUUCAGUGGAAGUUCGUAGUUUAGAACCAGGUUCAACAUACAAAUUUAGGGUCAUUGCCAUCAACCAUUAUGGUGAGAGUUUUCGGAGUUCAGCAUCUCGCCCUUAUCAGGUGGCUGGGUUCCCCAGUCGCUUUUCCAACCGUCCAGUAACUGGACCCCACAUUGCGUACACAGAGGCUGUCAGCGAUACUCAGAUCAUGCUAAAGUGGACGUACAUUCCAUCCAGUAACAAUAACACUCCCAUUCAAGGAUUUUAUAUCUAUUACCGACCAACAGAUAGUGACAAUGACAGUGAUUACAAGAGGGACGUUGUAGAAGGUUCAAAGCAGUGGCACAUGAUUGGCCACCUGCAGCCAGAAACCUCCUAUGACAUUAAAAUGCAAUGCUUCAACGAAGGAGGAGAAAGUGAAUUUAGCAAUGUGAUGAUCUGCGAGACUAAAGUGAAACGUGUUCCUGGAGCUUCUGAAUAUCCUGUCAAAGACUUGAGUACCCCUCCAAAUUCUUCGGGAAGUGGAGGAAAUGUGGGGCCUGCAGCCAGCCCUGCUAGAAGCAGUGACAUGUUAUAUCUGAUCGUUGGCUGUGUGCUGGGCGUCAUGGUCCUCAUUCUGAUGGUUUUCAUUGCAAUGUGCCUGUGGAAGAAUCGCCAGCAGAAUACCAUACAAAAAUAUGACCCACCAGGAUAUCUCUACCAAGGAUCAGAUAUGAGUGGGCAGAUGGUGGAAUACACCACUCUCUCGGGAGCGAGUCAGAUAAAUGGAAAUGUUCACGGAGGCUUCCUAACCAACGGCGCUCUCAGCAGUGGCUAUUCCCACCUUCACCGUAAGGUCCCCAACGGAGUCAAUGGAAUCGUGAAUGGGAGCCUAAAUGGAGGGCUUUACUCUGGGCACACCAACUCUCUAACCAGGACGCAUGUGGAUUUCGAACAUCCUCAUCAUCUAGUGAAUGGUGGUGGAAUGUACACGGCCGUGCCUCAGAUCGACCCUCUGGAGUGUGUUAACUGCCGAAACUGUCGAAACAACAAUAGGUGUUUCACCAAAACCAACAGCACUUUCAGCAGCAGCCCUCUCCCUGUGGUCCCUGUAGUAGCACCUUAUCCUCAGGAUGGUUUGGAAAUGAAGCCCCUCAGUCACAUGAAGGUGCCUGUAUGCCUGGCUUCCGCAGUCCCUGAUUGUGGUCAGUUGCCUGAGGAGAGCGUCAAGGACAAUGUGGAACCAGUCCCUACUCAGCGUACCUGCUGUCAGAACAUUGUAAAUGACGUCAGCUCUGAUCGCGCAGAAGAUCCAGCAGAGUUCAGCAGAGGAGACAGCUGUGCCCAUUCAGAAACAGAGAACAACAUUGUAAGUUGGAAUGCUCUUAUUUUGCCACCUGUCCCAGAGGGCUGUGCUGAAAAGACAACGUGGUCUCCGCCUGGCAUUCCUUCAGACAGCCCGACAGAGGUCCUUCAGCAGCCCCAGGAAACCUGAGGAUGUGCAAACAACCAGUCAUUUUCCGACUUCAAGCCAGUAACUGCACAAAACAGGCCUGGGAGUGAACUGUGUGAAGGACCUUAAUUCAAAUCAGAGAAAAUCAUUAUUUAUUUUUUUGUAGUAGUAAUGUCAUAUGAAUGUAUCUUAAAAUGUGUGCCCUUUUAUAUUAUUUAUGCCUUAAAUGUUUUCUUCCCCAUUCCUUCCUCCCCUUCAGUAGGAAACAACCUUGUUUUGCAUAGUAUUCAGUCACCUGGAGGGCCGAGGGGUCCUUCCAUGUUUUCUAACAGCUACAGUGACAGCAAGAGCUCCUCAUGCAAAGGAUCCCAUCUCUUGGCUGUUUUGGCUGAGAGGGAAUGCAGGGGCCAAUUGAAGGUUGCCACCAGCUGGGUUUUCAGGUAGAAAAUGGUCUUUUAAUAGUGUAUUCUCAGACUUUUUUUUUUUUUUUUUUUUGAGAUGGAGUCUUGCUCUGUUAUCCAGG
This is a messenger RNA of Cercocebus atys (sooty mangabey), 4105 nucleotides long. It is a transcript of the gene CDON, whose product is annotated as cell adhesion associated, oncogene regulated. The coding region runs from base 58 to 3624 and encodes 1188 amino acids. Gene Ontology annotation, cellular component: plasma membrane; axon. Gene Ontology annotation, molecular function: protein binding. The transcript is spliced from 18 exons. Lineage: Eukaryota; Metazoa; Chordata; Mammalia; Primates; Cercopithecidae. Gene Ontology annotation, biological process: axon guidance; nervous system development; cell-cell adhesion. The record is from RefSeq and is a predicted model, not a curated record.